GUUUGCCUUUGGUCAGUGUCCGGCCCCGCGCUCCCUGAGCACCGCCCCCUGGCCCGGCGUCCCUGGACUCCCCUCCGUGCGAGCCCGGCCUCAUGGCCGGGACCCAGCGCUUUCGGUUCCGGGAGGAGCCAGGCCCCGGAGGCGACCGGGCGGUGCUGGAGGUCCGCGUCCCGCAGGUCCUGCAUGUCCAGUAUGGAAUGUAUGUUUGGCCUUGUGCUGUAGUCCUGGCCCAAUACCUGUGGUUUCACAGAAGAUCUCUACCAGGCAAAGCUGUCUUAGAGAUUGGAGCUGGAGUGAGCCUUCCAGGGAUUUUGGCUGCCAAAUGUGGUGCUAAAGUAACACUAUCUGACAGCUCAGAGUUUCCCCACUGUCUGGAUAUCUGCUGGCAAAGUUGCCAGAUGAAUAACCUGCCACAGAUCCAAGUUGUAGGACUGACAUGGGGCCACAUAUCAAAGGACAUUCUGUCUUUGCCACCACAAGACAUCAUUCUUGGAUCUGAUGUGUUCUUUGAACCAGAAGACUUUGAAAGCAUUUUAGCCACAGUCUACUUCCUGAUGCAGAAGAAUCCAAAAGUUCAAUUUUGGUCUACAUACCAGGUCAGAAGUGCUGACUGGUCACUUGAAGGCUUGCUCUACAAGUGGGAUAUGAAGUGUGUGCACAUUCCUCUGGAGUCUUUUGAUGCCGACAAAGAAGAUAUAGCAGAGUCUGCACUUCCAGGAAGACAUACUGUUGAAAUGCUGAUCAUCUCCUUUGCAAAGGACAGUUUCUGAAUGAAUUGUACCUCAAUAUGUUCUGGGACAUUGUCAAAAUGGAAUAACCUGGCAUAAAGAUGAAUUAUCUGAGGAAACUCAAUGGGUAUUAAGAUGGUCAAUUCUGUAGGCCUUAUGGCCAUGAUGUCAUGCCUAGGGUAGCAUUCUACAUAACAAAAUUAGACAUU
This is a messenger RNA of Mus pahari (shrew mouse), 937 nucleotides long. RefSeq names its product methyltransferase like 23 (gene Mettl23). The record is from RefSeq and is a predicted model, not a curated record. Bases 93 to 770 code for a protein of 225 amino acids. Gene Ontology annotation, cellular component: nucleus; cytoplasm. Lineage: Eukaryota; Metazoa; Chordata; Mammalia; Rodentia; Muridae. The transcript has 5 exons.